AUUCUGUCCCACAUAGGGGAAACCAACUCUACUGACAAGCUGCUGAUCCAGAAACUGCAUUUAUGUGCAAUAUUUCAGAUGUUUGCAUUGUGGUUUAUGGAUGAGAAGUUGAUGCAAACAAAACAACACGUGCAGUGCUCAAUACUGAAACUUACCUCAAGUCUGCAGGAAACCGGGAUCAACACAGCUGAGGAAACUGACUGAAUGUGAAGCCGUUCGCUGGAUAUAUAAGCUUUUAUUACAUAGAAGUUCUUCAGAGUUGUCUAACUCCUUCCCUUCGCAACAUAGUCUGAAGACCCUCAAACAUCAUCAUCAAGAUCACCUCUUCAAGUCCAGAACUCAUCCAUCAUGAGUCACUUACCCUCUGCAUUACUGAGGGGGCUCUCUCUCUUGCUGGUGUCCCAGAGUGUGUUCGCCAUGGUGCUACUGAACGCCACCGAUCUGGGAAUUCUCCUGGAGAAAUAUCUGGAUGAUGAUGAUGGAGACAGGGCAGUGGAGAGACAGCGAGGCAAGAGGGCCAUCACUGCCAGUGACAUGCAGGCUAUUCUGGACCUACACAACAAACUCAGAGGGCAGGUCUACCCACCAGCUUCAAAUAUGGAAUACAUGGUAUGGGACACUGAACUGGAGCGGAGUGCUGAGGAAUGGGCCGAAACCUGCUUGUGGGAGCAUGGCCCCACUGGCCUGCUGUCUCAGAUUGGACAGAACCUGGGAGUGCACUGGGGAAGGUAUCGUCCACCUACCUCUCAUGUUCAAGCCUGGUAUGAUGAGAUCAAAGACUACUCUUUUCCAUACCUUCAGGAAUGUAACCCUUACUGUCCUUUUAAAUGCAGUGGUCCAGUCUGUACCCACUACACUCAGCUUGUUUGGGCGACUAGUAGUCGAAUUGGCUGUGCGAUCAAUGUGUGCUACAACAUGAAUGUGUGGGGCCAGAUCUGGGCAAAAGCUGUGUAUCUUGUGUGCAACUACUCACCAAAAGGGAACUGGUGGGGAUAUGCCCCAUAUAAACAUGGCACCCCUUGCUCUACCUGCCCACCCAGCUAUGGAGGAGUGUGCAAAGAAAACCUCUGUUAUAAAGGUGAAGAGACAAAUAGACAAAGUCCACAUGAGGAAACUGAGGAAAGAAACGCUGUAGAACCGGAGGCCCCUCAUAGCCCUGGAUCCCGUUUACGUGCCCCAAGUCCAACCAGAUGCCCAAAUGCGGUUGUGAGCAAAAAGCAGAUGUCCCAAAUUGUAACAUGCGACACGAAGCUGAGAGACCAGUGUAAAGGCACCACAUGUAAAAGGUACGAGUGUCCUGCUGGUUGUUUAGACAGCAUGGCCAAAGUGGUUGGAACAGUGUAUUAUGACAUGCAAUCCAGUAUUUGCCGGGCAGGAAUUCAUUAUGGUGUUAUUAAUAAUGAUGGAGGUUGGAUGGAUGUCACAAGACAAGGCAGAAAGGAAUUCUUCAUUAAAUCAUACAAAAAUGAAGUUCAGUCUCUUGGGAAAUACCAGAGUGCCAAUGCUUUCAAAGUAUCAAAAGUGACAGUAAAAGUUAUCACAUGUGCGACUACAGUUUCUGUGCUAUGUCCUUACCAAAAGCCUGCAAGACACUGUCCAAGGAUUUACUGUCCACGGGACUGCUUGCAAGAAAAUCCCCACCUUUCCCGAGUCAUUGGUACCACAAUUUAUUCAGAUAAAUCUAGUAUAUGCCAGUCAGCAAUUCAUGCCGGUGUCAUAAACAACGAGUUAGGUGGUUACAUUGACGUGAUGCCCACCGACAAUAGGAAGCUGUACAUUUCGUCAUACCAGAAUGGCAUAUUAUCAGAAAGUCUGCAGAACCCCACGGGAGGCAAGGCAUUCAGAGUAUUCGCCAUUAUUUGAGUGUGUGCUGAAACCGUGGUCACUCAUCAACUGUUGAAUGGGCUGUAAUCGUGCCCAUUGUGAGGGCUGUUCUGCUCUAAACCACAUAUAUAUUUUCUUUCACACAAAUGUUGACUGAACUAAGUAUUUGCUGUAUAGACGGAGAGCCCCUUCAAUGCAUCAAGUUGAUUAUCCAUUGUCUUACCUAAAAAGUAUGUAAUUAGAGGAUCAUUCAGGGGAUAUGGUGUCUCUAUUGCAAACAAAAGCACUUAAGAGGAUUUAAUCUUUAAUUAUAUUCACUAAGCACAUUUCAGCGAGUGUUAUAACAUAUCUACGAUAUCUUCUAGUUAUAUUACAUGUUGAAUAUGCGUCUAGUUCUCACUCAUUAAUUGUUUUCUUCAUUUGUUUCUUCAUGUAUUUAUUUUUAUCAUUUUGUUGCUUUAGGGCAAGAAAGGACUGCUGAUAAGGUUUUUUUUUUAAUGUAUGAGUUUGACAUUUUGUGAUUUUGCUGAUUAUCAUGGUGAUAAUAAAUAAUGUGGAUAUACUCCUGUAAAUAGCCUGUUCAUUGUGUUAAUUGUAUGAGGUUCUGUAUCGACUGUAUGUCACUGAAUGAUUUAGUAGGUUGGUAAAAACAAGUAUUUAUUUAUAUUACAAACAUUUAAGGUACUUUUCACUCAUUUACUUUAUGUAUUU
Myxocyprinus asiaticus (Chinese sucker) is the source of this 2535-nucleotide messenger RNA. Its product is annotated as cysteine-rich secretory protein LCCL domain-containing 1-like. Lineage: Eukaryota; Metazoa; Chordata; Actinopteri; Cypriniformes; Catostomidae. The record is from RefSeq and is a predicted model, not a curated record. The transcript has 15 exons. Gene Ontology annotation, cellular component: extracellular region. The coding region runs from base 349 to 1863 and encodes 504 amino acids.